ACACAUGAAUGGAGAAAAUAUGUUAUUUAAUAUCACAAAUUUAAAAAUUGUGCAAAAUAAACCCUCAGUAUUUUGUAUGUAAUGUAUAUAUAGUCAAUUUUAACAGUUGGUGGCUUUUCAGGGAAGGAAAAAAAAUUGCAUUAUUUUGUGUGUUCUACCGUGACUGGUCUACUUCCUGUAUUACAUAUGUAAUUUAUUUAAAAUAAGGAACAUAACACUGCAGGCAGAUGGAUGCAUGACUGGCCGAGGAAUGUGUGGAGCGGGGGCGACCUGAAGCCCUGGUCACAGCGCUGUUCCCUGGUGCAGCGUCGAGAAUGGACGAGAACAGCUCAGUGGCGUGCCGCGGGCUGCGGACGGAGCGCACGGCGGUCGACCGGGAGCUGUGGGCGUGGUACUGCCGUGCGAGGGGCGGCGCGGCGCGAGGCGUGACCAGGAGCGCGCUGCAGAGGCACGCACGGCUGGCCUUCAGCCGCGCCGGCGUCCACGACUUCAAGGCUAGCGACGGGUGGUACCGCCGCUGGAUCAGCCGAUGGCAGAAGCGGGGUCCCGUGACCGCGAGCGACGUGCCGGGAGAUGCGGCAGAAGCGGUGGAACGCGAGGAGGUUGUGCAGCUCUCUGCGGAGAUGCCGGAGUCGGGCAGUGAUGGCAGGGGACGUACUGACGGAGGGGCAUCUCCCGGCUGGAGUGCCGCAACACCGCUUCAGGUAACAGGAGCACCGGGGAAGGAGGGGAGUACCGGUGAAGAUGCAGUGGCAGAACCAGAAGUCCGAGCCACGUUGUCAGACCCAUCUCGUGUCGCCGAGGAUUCGCCGCCAUCGAACGGCUUCUUGAACGGAAUUUUCAAGCAGAGUUGUCCGGCCGGAGAUGACGCUGUUGCGCCCGGCGGCGACCUCGCGGACGGGGGCCAGCGGGGGCAGCCCGGGCCGCGAGAGGGGGGCGAGGGUCCCAGGAGCCUCGGCGAGGACUCCCUGGACAUCAUGGACUACCUGACCCUCCACGUCACGGAGAGUUGCGACGGGUCGCAGUUCCCGGGAGGCGGCGACUGCAUGUCUCACUCCAACACCAUCGACCACAUCCUGGGCUGCGCGACGCCGUGCAAGGAUGGGGCCCGUGUGUCGGGGGACUGCGUCUCCCGGGGGGAGGCCUCGCCCGCCGCCGUAGCUGCGAGCCGGGACCCCGUCGCAGGAGACAAGAAGCUCAAAAAGAAGAAGAAGAAGAGAUUGCUGAGUAAGCCCCUGAAGAAGGGCGAACGCUACCUGCCCAGGUUCAAGGAGAAGGUGCUCACGUACGCAUCGACCCACACGCUCAAGGAAACAGCGCACAAGUUCAAGGUCAAGGAUUCCACAGUUUCUAUUUGGAAGAAGGACAAACUGCUGGUGAAUUCUGAAGCGCCAGGAGGGCGGGCACCCGCGCCCCGGGAGGGGGCAGGCUCCCCGGAGAGCGAGCAGCUCCUGACCUGGCUGCGGGCGUGCAGGGAGGCGGGCCACCAGGUGUCCCGGGAGGAGGUGAGGCAGAGGGCGGAGCGACUGGCCGCGCAGUGCGACGGGUCGGCACCCGGCCGCUGGCUCCUCAUGUGGGCGGACAGACUGCAGAAGCGGCCGAGUGACGAGGAGCUGGAGCUGAAGGUGACCUCGGACCACGAGAAGGAACGGCACAUACGAUACCCGACUGCCUUCAAGGUGGAAGUGGCCAAGUUCGCAGACUGCCACAGUCAAAACAGAGCGUCGGUGACAUUCAACAUCUCCAGGAAGAGGGUUUUCGAGUGGUUCAACCUCUUCAAGAAGAACCAGAAUGCGCCGGAGGGCGAGGCGCGGCGCGGCGCGGGCGGGCGGCCGCCGGCAGACGCGCAGGUGGACGCGGAGGUCUGGGCGUGGUUCCAGCAGCAGCGCCGGAGGCCCAGCUCGCUACAGGUUGGGCAGAAGGGGGCGGAGCUGUACCGGGCGCGCGGCCACGCCCACAUGCAGUGCUCGCACGGCUGGUACCGCCGCUGGAGGCAGCGCCACGCGGCAGGCACGGCGCCGCGCGACGAGGACGGGCCGCUGCUGGAGUGGGCGCUGACGCAGCUGGAGCGCGGCCGUGCGGUCUGCCUCUCCGACCUUCAGGCGCGCGCCGUGACGCUCCUGGCUGGCUCCAAGGCUGAGCACUUCAAGGCAUCGCGAGGCUGGGCCAUGCGGUUCUGCCGGGGCUACCCCGAGCUGCUGCGCCGCCGCCCCGCGCCGAGCUGCGCGCUGCCGCGCUGCCUGGCGCGCAAGGUGGGGGAGUUCCGGGCGAGCGUGCGGGGGCUGGGCCUGGGGCCUCACGCCCUGGGCUGCGUGGGAGAGCUGCACGUCUGGCUGCCGGCCGAGGGACCGGACUCCGCGACCCGCCCCCCCCUCCUCAGGCGGCCGGAGCGAAGCAACUGCUACGUCACGGUCGUGCUGGCGUGCCUGGCCGACGGCACUCUCCUGCCUGCCUUCGUCACGACCAUGGGGAACUCGGACGUGGUUUCGGACGAGCGAGGAGUGUUGGUCGUCCGGCAGCGGAACGCUCGCAUGGACGAGCGAAGCAUGAAGCUCUGGCUCGAGCAUGUGUGGUUCAAGAGCGUGACGUCGCCCAGCGCGCUGGUGAUGGACUGCCACGACGCGCACACGGGCCCAGCUGUGCGAGAGGCGUGCGCGGCGCGAGACACGCGCUGCCUGGUCAUGCCCGGGGGCUGCUCCUCCAGGCUGCAGCCGCUCGACGUGGCCGUGCGGGACCGCUUCCAGGAUGCGGUGGAGAGGCAGUGGGCGGCCGGGAGGGCACGGCCGGCGUGCUCCUGGGACGGAGGGAGCGCGCGGAAGCUGCCGGGACCCCUCGAGGUGGCACGGUGGGUCGCAGCAGCACACGAGCACGUCGCGACCACCAUGCAGGAGACCAUCAGGCGGAGCUUCCUAGUGACUGGUCUGAGUGUCGCAGCGGAUCACAGCGAGGAUCACUUCAUCGACAAUCUGCCCAUGGCUGCAGCCAGCAGCGAGCAGUUCUCUGUUCCCGUGCAGAGCGACAGUGUUGCCACUAAGGCACCGGGGCCGCAUGGCUAAUGUUGGAACAGUGACUAGAACGAGCAAAUAGGAAACUAUGCUGCCUGACUGUGUGAUCAGGUACUAUUAAGCCUCCAUUGGAAAUGAAGACAGCAUUAACCCCUUCGCAUGAGUGAAAUGCUUCAAGGGACAAAAAUACGGAAGCUUACUAACUCAGAAAACUUUUCUGUAAGGCAAUUCUCAUGUGUGAUACACUCAGUGUUUUAACAUGUCGGUUGGCAUUAGUACGUCACAUAAGCAAGCAAGUUUCGUUAAUCUUAAAUAUGUUUGCUCACAUUGCAUACGUUAAUGGACCAUUCUGAACUGCGUUAUGUAAUAUAUGACUGAUAAAAGUACAAAACUCAAGCAUUUUAACCAUGUUGUCUACUACAGUAGAACCCUGUUAUAAUGAAUCUGAAGGGAGUAGUUUGUAUGUUCACUAUAGAGGGGAAACUUUAUAUCUGGGAAAACUUUUAUAUUGGCAAUACAUACUCAAAAGCAAAAUCUUUACUACACAUAGGCCUAAGCCAAGAAAAGAACGAACGAAAAUACUCAAAGCAACAGUUUUAUUACAAAUGCAGAUAUUAUUUUUAAUGAACUACACAUGUACAAACUUUCUAUUACCUAAUGGUUCUUGGACAUCGGCGUAUUAUCCUUUUUUCAGGCAUUUAAUACUCUGUGACGUUUUUGCAGCUUGAGAAAGAAGAUUUUUCAGCUUGUUUAAUGGAUGUUGCAAUUCCCAGUUCCUUUGCUAUUAACAUGUGCGGGACAGUGGGGUUGGAGUCUACCUUGUAAUACUACGGUAUUAUCAGACUAACUGAAACUGUUUGUUAUUGUUUUACGUUCGAGGUUAAUACCGCUUCCCGGACUUUCGGCAGUGUUUUUUUUUUUGCUUCUUGCAUGGCGGCGCGCGCAGCUCGUGCUGCGUCGUCAUGACAACUGCUGAUAUAAAUAAUUGUGCGGCGUUUCGAACAGCUUCAACGAGCCUAUGCUUGUGUAAUAAUGACAUUUUAUUGGCUUAGUUAAAAAGGACGCUAACGUGUCGCGGCCGUGAUUGGCCCUUUUCAAGAAACAAUUUUAUUUAGGCAAGAGAGAAGAAAGAGAGUGGAAAAUGACGCCAUUUAGUGCGUGUUGAAGUGUAUUCCCUCGGGGAAUAUUUAUACGUGGCGAGGCUAAUUUCGGCUAUAUUGUUGUGAAAAAUACGUCAAAAUACAGGGCAAUAAUCAGUGAUGCCCUGAUAUUGAAUGCAGAAGGAUUGCAUUCAAUUUACGUGAGUGCCGACGUAUUUUCUGAACGACCUUAAUCGUUCAGAGUUAAGGUAUGGUCUGCAUCGUCUUUAUAUUGGGACGCUGACGUAAUUUUUACCGUCGACUUAUUUGGACAGUAUUAGUUUAAACUUUGAAUUAUCGUCAAAUUAAGUGAAUAUUGACUUUCGGCAAUUAUCGGCAAAAAUAUUUAAAAUUUCACAAUUUACUCGCACACGAGUUCAGAGGUCCAGAAGUUAGGAAUUUCAUGCUCGAGCAAGCCGGAGCAAACCCCAAGACUUUUUACUUUGUGAACACUUUCAGGAACUUAAAUAUUUUUAUUUCAUUUUUGUUUAAGAGUCAGGUUAUCUACAUCCCAUAGACUGGAUUUAAUAUUUGUUUGUUGGUUCCAUGACUUGAGGUUUUUCAUGCUAUGGUUAAUGCAAUAAAAUUAAUUAUUAAUAGUAUUAUUUUGUUGUUACCUGUGGAAUACCUCUGGCGCCCUAUGGUUAGUUCCUGCAAUAGCGUUCAUGAGUAAUUCUAAAAGAGAAACAUUAAUUUCUUCAAGUACACGUUUGUGUACAACCUUUUCAAUAAUGUCCAGUUUAUCUCGCACAGAUAAUGCCUUACGUUUUUUACCACGUUUUUCACCAUUUUUUAUGUACGUAUUUCUUAUUGAAGUACAUUUGCAGCUUAAUAACACGAAAUUCUUUUUACCGUAAAAAGUAAAUAAACAAAAAAUAAGUCUGGCGCAUCAAAGAUCACUACGUAUCAUUUAGUAUCGCAGUUGCUAAAGCUGGAACGAAAUUUUCUCAUUUUCUAUGGAAAAAAUUAGUCCACAGAGUUCUAUCUAGUGGUAGUCUUACGAACCUUACUCGAUAAGGUACCUGUACGAUAAAAAUGAGACGUAAAAAUAUUGAAUUUGCUGCUAUAAUGUACAUACGUAUUUGUGUGGCGGUAAUUUAUGUUUAAUUUUGAUAACAUAUUAAAAGUACACGCCUUCACCCAUUCUUUAACCAUGCAGGGAAAACUGUUUUUUAUUUUCACCAAACUGAUCACCAUUUUUGGCUACACGUAGCCUACCGAGGCCACUCAAAUACGACUUGUUUAUAAUAUGAACAGUGGACAAUCGAGUAGCGUAUUGCGGAGAAAAACUUCAAUAUGAUCCAGAAUAGACGUUUUGUGAAAAAACUUGUAAUUGUAUGAAAAUAUUUGAGAUAAAUGUGCAUGUCAGCAAAAUUUGUUCGUGGUACACGGGAAAACGUAUCAACAUUGACAAAAGUUGUGCGUUAUAUCCAAUAAAUUAAUACAUAACCUCACAUCAUUUUGCGGAGACGGAAAUUCACAAUAAACGGGAAUUGAUUACAUGCGGGUUCACUAUAAACGGGUUCUACUGUAAUUUGCAGACUUGAAAUACAUUUGUGUAUUACUAUUCUACGAAUUAAACAGGCAACUCAAUGUUUGUUGCAUAUUGCACUACCAGUUGUUAAAAUAAGCAUUAAAUUCUUUGUACACAACUAGAGGUUUAUUUGUAGUAACUUGUAUAUGUGAAUAUUCACUUUGGAAACAUAUAGAAUGUACAUAUUGUUCUACAUAAGUGGUAUUAAAAAUACUAAUUUAACAGGAGAUGCUAAUUUUUUAAGCCCCCUACUGAUUGUCAUGUUCUGUUUUAUGUUAUUAGAAGUCAACAGUAAAUUUAACAUUUCAGUUAUAACUGGAAUACGUAGUAAUUCCAGGCUGGAGGCAUAGAAUGCUUCCAGUUGAUCUCAGCUGCGACAGUGAUGAGGCAAUACAGUCGACAUUGACAGUACAGAGAGACAUCUUUGUUCUUGAUGACUGUUUGGGUACUAGGUACUAACAAGCUGCCAGUAUCUGACUAGUCCAGUAAUU
Messenger RNA from Bacillus rossius redtenbacheri, 6169 nucleotides. RefSeq lists its product as uncharacterized. Gene Ontology annotation, cellular component: nucleus. The transcript is spliced from 14 exons. The record is from RefSeq and is a predicted model, not a curated record. The coding region runs from base 315 to 3056 and encodes 913 amino acids. Gene Ontology annotation, molecular function: DNA binding. NCBI's taxonomy places the organism in Eukaryota, Metazoa, Arthropoda, Insecta, Phasmatodea, Bacillidae.